AUGGCUCCCAAGAAUCGAAUAUGGACGCUGAACGACUUGAAUGGUAGUAGUCAAAGUUUCACGCCUCCAGAAGAAUCAAAAGGGCCACAACACCCUUCCGCCAAUAAGUCAUCUUCGGUCACCAAUGCCUACGAGCAAGAAGAACCAGUCAAUGAUCCUUUGGCUGCGCAGUAUUGCCAACCCAUCAAUUCAAAAGACGGGGUUCCAUUAUUCCACAUUCCCAAUCUUCUUUCAGACAAAGUCUGCGAAGAUACAUUAAAACGCAUUCACCAAGAGUUCUUGCCCAUUAUCCAACGCCGCAAAUUCAACGUCAAGAGCAUUUCCGAACUAUGUUGCUGUGGGGAUGGUUUGGAUUACAGACCCAAGCGUGGACGCAAGCUACGGAAAAUGUCCAAUAAUGUCUUGGGGUACAACAUGACACGAUGGCAUGGGAGGUCCAAGACACAUACCAUUCAUUUGCGACUGCGGAAUCCAAACAAUCACACUCGAUUGUUUCCUUGGGAGGAUGUGGCAGGUACCAUGGCGCACGAACUAAGCCAUUGUGUCCAUGGUCCUCACAAUGCGGCUUUUUACAAACUCAUGGAAGAAAUAUUGGAAGAGCAUGCAACAUUGCUGGUCAAUCGAAUGGGUUUCAAUCCCGACUAUAGACAACCCACAGGAGGUGGAGCUGCCACCCCAAGUGAUGCAUUCCAAACCACCAAGGGACAAACCUUGGGUGGCAAGAAGUUGGGCAAAAGUCGCUUGGUGGAUGGAAAAUCUAGCAACGGUGGUGGUCAUCGAUUGGGAGGCAGCAAGGUUUCCAAUCGAAAAGCCAUGCAAGAAGCCAUUGUCCGAGCGGCGGAAUCUCGAAAACGCCAGAUGGAUCUCACAAGAAGAAUGAUGGAAAAAGCCAAGCAACCUUGCGUCAUUGAAAUCUACGACAGUGAUGACGAUGAGGAAGGGGCAGAUGAGCCGAAUCAAGGUGCAAAGAUGCCGGUCCGUUCUAAUCGGCGCCGAGAUCAAGAGCAGCAACAAGAGAGUACAACAAAGAGGCCCAAGGUCGAGUGCAUCGACCUCACUUCCCCAGAUACAAAACCAAAGGCGGCAGAGACCAAAAAUAUCAAGCCAAUCAAGCCAAUUGCCGUCGACAAUUGUAUCGAUCUGACCAACGACGUGGAGGAUUCGUCGAUGAAAGUCACGGUUCCAAAUGCAACAAUUGUGACUACAUGUACUACGAGCGAUGGCUGGGUCUGCGCCCAUUGCACCCUACAAAAUCGACCUCUGUCGCUGGUUUGUGAUGCAUGCCUUCAAGAACGCAAUGCGCGAUAG
Cylindrotheca closterium is the source of this 1308-nucleotide messenger RNA. The record is from the annotation of a GenBank genome assembly. Lineage: Eukaryota; Bacillariophyta; Bacillariophyceae; Bacillariales; Bacillariaceae.